AUGAAGUCCCGACUUCUAGCCUCUCGUUUUGCAUCAGUAUUAUCUUCCUCGAAUCUUCGUUCGCCGACUACGACUACCGACCAAGACUACCUCAUCGGGCUCCGUAGCCUUCUCGUAGUUCAGUCGUUCCUGUUCGUCUUCUUCCAGACGUUCCUUCCAUCGGCGGUACCAGACUCGAAAAAUACAAACGGUCCGCUUUACCAGAUUGUCCUUCGGAAGUCUUUUUCGGUACUGUUUUGUAACGAAUCAUUGAUCUACUCGUGGUUCAUCUUCCUCUCAGCGCGCACGAUCUGCGUACCGUACCUCGUAGACAACGCUCGCGGAGUCUGCGCAUCCAGCGUCUUCCGUCGCUGCAUCAGACUAUGGAUUCCAACAUUUGUCGCGUACUCGCUCGCAGCUGCGGCAUUCAGCAUCGCGUCCACCGACUACAUCUCCGAAUUCCUACAUGUCACUGGCAAUGUCUCGACAAAUACGCCAAUGCGACUCCGAAACUUCCUGGUGUACUUCAACUCGCUUUUCGAGGUCUUCUGGCUCAAUAAAUACUACAGCAAUCAAGCUGCAGCUAAAGUCUUCCCCUCUGGUACUCUUUGGAUUGUAUCCGUCCUCUUCCAGCAAAGCUAUACAGUCUACAUGACGAUGACGAUCGUCCCCUACACACGCGUAUCCUGGCGCGUCAAGGCACUGCUCGUGUUCAUCGUGGCAGCUUUCUGGGUGCAGAGUUGGGCCUGGUACAGCAUUACCGGUCUGCUCAUCGCGGAUGCGGUCUUCAACAUGGACUUUCGGUCUAGGUCGCGUGCCGGUUUGCGGGUGAGGAAGUUCCGAGUUCCCAUCUGGCCGUUGUACAUUGCCAUGGUCGUCACGGGUGUGGUGCUCCAGUACCUAUUCAUCUCCUGGAACCCAAAGAUGCGGGACCACGAGCUGUAUGGACAUACUGGGUUAUAUGAGACCGGCGUGCUGAACGAGAACCUGGAUGUGGAUCAGCCACUAGCGAGAGUAGACAGUUACCUUAUCAUCUUGGGUGUCAUGCUCCUGGUCGAAACGUUCAGUUGGCCGCAGAAAGUGCUUCGGUACAAGCCUUUCGUCGCGUUGGGCAGGCGAAGCUUCAGUUUCUUUCUCGUCCAAUCUAUUAUCGUCUACACAGCCGGCAUCAAGUUGUUCCUCCACAUCAAAGCCACUGGUACAGGCGACGCCGUAAAUAACUUUGCAUGCUUCUGCGUCUGCGCGCCAUUAGUCGCGCUAGCGUCGGAAGUCUUCUACCGCCUCGUUGAUCUCCCGAGUGUAGUUCUAGCAAGAAUUUUCUGGACAUGGAUGACGAAAUAA
Molecule: messenger RNA, 1320 nt
Organism: Cucurbitaria berberidis CBS 394.84
Lineage: Eukaryota; Fungi; Ascomycota; Dothideomycetes; Pleosporales; Cucurbitariaceae
Exons: 2
Coding region: 1-1320 (439 amino acids)
Source: RefSeq, a predicted model, not a curated record